AUGCUGUCUCUAUGGGCCGGGGCUAUCUUCCUUUGUGGAUAUAUUGUCAUAUGCGGAUUCCUCUCGCCCCUAUCUACGAUCCCGGGUCCAUGGUAUACUCGAUUCACAAGCUUGUGGAUUAAGUAUCAGGAGUUCACUGCAAAUCGAAGAGAAUCAAUCCAUCGCUUGCACAAGAUCUAUGGUCCCGUCGUCCGGCUAGGCCCCAAUGAAGUAUCAUUUACCAGCCUGGAUGCGAUUAAAGAAAUUUAUGCUUCAGGGGGCAGUGGGUAUGACAAAACCGAGUACUAUGAUCUUUUUAAACAGUUUAAGACCAAGACAAUGUUUUCUACUUUAUUGAAAGAUGAGCAUAGCAAAAGAAAACGCAUCUUUGCCGAUAGAUACGCUAUGACCAAUAUCAUGAAAGAAAAGCCCAUGGCUGUUAUCCACGAACGGGCCACGGCGUUUGUAUCUAAGUGUGCUGAGGCUGGCCAAAAGAGUGUGGAUGUUUACUCUUUGCUUCACUGCUAUGCCCUAGACUGCGUUACUCAUUUCAUGUUCAGUCCCGGUGGCCUGAGAUCUCUCAACGUAGCCGAAGACUUCGAAAUCAUGCACGAACUGACCUAUCAUCAGAGUCUCCAGAAAAACCUCCUAGAGUACUACCUCCCUUCAUUGGCACCCUAUUUCCCGAAAUUUCUUCACGCCCGCAGCGCCCCAAAGGCAAACCAAUACGUGCUAGACAUGGCAGGCCAAAUAGAGCUCGACGGCCACUCCCUGAUGGAGAAGCUCAAACGCAAAGAAUCAAACUUGGAACUAAUACAAGCCGCCGCAGAAUGCAAAGACCACAUGGCCGCCGGCAUCGACACAACGGGCGAUGGUCUGUGUUUCUUGAUGUGGGAGCUUUCACAGCCUCAGAACCUCUGUUUCCAGCAAAGUCUUUACAAAGAGCUUACCGCUGCACCAGCCAAUGCACCAUUGGAUAGCUAUGUGUAUCUCGACGCUGUCAUUAAAGAGGCGCUACGGUGUGCACCGCCUAUUCCGAUGUCUCUGCCUCGCUAUGUACCUGCUGGCGGGAGGGAGAUUGAUGGCUUCGUCAUUCCGGAGAAUACCAUUGUUAGUUGUCAGCCUUAUUCGGUGCAUCGGAUGAAUGAGAGUGUCUUCCCUGAGCCUGAUCGGUUCAAUCCUGAGCGGUGGCUUGUUGAGGAGGGAACUGCGGAGCGGAAUAGGCUUUUCUUUUCUUUUGCUACAGGUGGGAGGGGAUGUACGGGGAAAAAUCUUGCGCUUGUUGAGAUGAAGAUGCUGCUUCGGGAAGUGUAUUCUCGUUAUCGGACAACGGUGGCUUCGGAUAUGACUGCUUCGAUGAAGUUAGACGAUCAAAUUAUCUCUUCGAGGCCCGAAGGGCAGAGCUGUAAACUGAUCUUUACGGCUAUAGAGUGA
Messenger RNA from Penicillium griseofulvum, 1413 nucleotides. Its product is annotated as cytochrome P450. NCBI's taxonomy places the organism in Eukaryota, Fungi, Ascomycota, Eurotiomycetes, Eurotiales, Aspergillaceae. The record is from RefSeq and is a predicted model, not a curated record. Gene Ontology annotation, molecular function: monooxygenase activity; iron ion binding; oxidoreductase activity, acting on paired donors, with incorporation or reduction of molecular oxygen. Bases 1 to 1413 code for a protein of 470 amino acids. The transcript has 6 exons.